AUGGCGACGCCCAGUAUCGGGAAGAACGACAGGCAUUGUUGCGUUCCUCUGUGUAACGGCAACGGUCGCUUACGCCCAGAAUUGUCUUUCCACAAAUUCCCAAGCAAUGAAAUUGUCAGGAAAUUAUGGAUUCAAGCCAUAAGGAGGGACCCUGGACCCCUUUUUAACGUCAAGGAAGCUGUUGUUUGUUCACGGCAUUUUAAAGCAGAGGACUAUAAAUGGACACCAGUAAGGACAACUCUGAGACCUGGUAGUGUUCCCUCUACUUUCAACGGGACCAAGAAUUCAACGCUAAGGAGACCAAUCAUUAAAAAUCCACUCCCCGAAAAACUGCAGAAAACUGACAAGGAUGGUAUUGCAGAGGCACUGGCUCCAUCUGAUGAUAAUUUGCUUAAUGAAAAUUGUUGCCCCCCAGUAGAAGAUUCAUCUUCUGUGUCCUCAGACAGCGACAGAAUCAAAAUGCUGGAAAGCAUGUUAAGAGAAAGGGACGAGAGCAUUGCCAGACUCCAGCAGAAACUUGACAUCGAGAGAUUUGGGGUGGAGCGUUUUUCAAAAGACAAUUCAACGAUCAUGUUCUAUACUGGUUUCAUGACUUUUUCUAUUUUUACUGCAGUAUUUGAAUUUAUCAAACCAGCAGCAAGCUCCAUGACAAGCUAUUACUAUCGAGUUUCAGCCAAUGCAAAUCCCAACUUGACUGGCAGACAAAGAAAUAUGCUGCUGAUUGAUGAAUUUUUCAUGUUUUUGAGUCGCCUCAAAUGUGGUCUUAUGGAACAAGAUCUAGCAGUUAGAUUUAACUGCCAUAUCUCCACGUAUGGUUGGGUCCAUAAAUCAGAUAUGGACAGUGGCAAACAUGUUAACUCUGUUUAG
Saccostrea cuccullata (small rock oyster) is the source of this 867-nucleotide messenger RNA. RefSeq lists its product as uncharacterized. Bases 1 to 867 code for a protein of 288 amino acids. Lineage: Eukaryota; Metazoa; Mollusca; Bivalvia; Ostreida; Ostreidae. The record is from RefSeq and is a predicted model, not a curated record. The transcript is spliced from 4 exons.